Molecule: messenger RNA, 5202 nt
Organism: Lethenteron reissneri (Far Eastern brook lamprey)
Lineage: Eukaryota; Metazoa; Chordata; Hyperoartia; Petromyzontiformes; Petromyzontidae
Gene: DCAF7
Product: DDB1 and CUL4 associated factor 7
Molecular function (GO): protein binding
Source: RefSeq, a predicted model, not a curated record
GCCAGGGAAAGCUUCCCCCGAGCAAGAUGGCCGCGACCACGGCCUGUGACGCGCCGCGCGCUGCAGUAACCCGGAUGUAGUGCGGCCUAGGGGGGACUUGCAGCGAGUCCGCGGGGUCGAGGCGGCGGUGUUGGUGGCGUUCGCUCGCUCACUCGCUCGCUCCGGGCAGGGGGUUUUCCUUUCUUCUCUGUUUUGUUUUGUGUCUGUCACCCACUCACCCCACCCACCCGCACAGCUCGCCUUUGUCCGGACGCGUUCGCCGUGCGUCUCGUGAAGAACGCCGUCCUCCUCGCUCGCUCGCUCGCGCUGCGUUGGCGUCGUGCACGGCCGGGCCCCCCGGCAGCGAGUAGCGGCAGGGCGCGCGUCUCCCGCCUUCCUCCUCCGCCGCCUCCUCCUCCUCCGCCAUGAGCGGCAUGCACGGCAAGAGAAAGGAGAUCUACAAGUACGAGGCGCCAUGGACGGUCUACGCCAUGAACUGGAGCGUCAGGCCCGACAAGCGCUUUCGCCUGGCGCUCGGCAGCUUCGUGGAGGAGUACAACAACAAAGUGCAGGUGGUGGGGCUGGAUGAAGAGAGCUCUGAGUUUGUGUGCAAGAGCACCUUCGACCACCCGUACCCCACCACAAAAGUGAUGUGGAUUCCCGACACCAAAGGCGUCUUUCCGGAUCUGGUGGCAACGAGCGGCGACUACCUGCGUGUGUGGCGGGUGAGCGACUCAGAGACUCGGCUGGAGUGUCUGCUCAACAACAACAAGAACUCCGACUUCUGUGCACCCUUGACGUCCUUUGACUGGAAUGAAGUCGAUCCAAAUCUUCUUGGCACAUCCAGCAUCGACACGACUUGCACCAUCUGGGGGCUUGAGACUGGCCAGGUGCUAGGUCGUGUGAACCUGGUGUCAGGCCAUGUGAAGACGCAGCUCAUCGCUCACGACAAAGAGGUGUAUGACAUCGCAUUCAGCCGGGCAGGCGGUGGGCGCGAUAUGUUUGCGUCCGUGGGCGCCGAUGGCUCCGUGCGCAUGUUCGACCUGCGCCACUUGGAGCACAGUACCAUCAUCUACGAGGAUCCGCAGCACCGGCCUCUCCUGCGGCUCUGCUGGAACAAGCAGGACCCCAACUACCUGGCCACCAUGGCCAUGGAUGGCCUUGAGGUCAUCAUUUUGGACGUGCGCGUGCCCUGCACACCGGUGGCACGACUAAACAACCACCGUGCAUGUGUGAACGGCAUUGCCUGGGCCCCACACUCCUCUUGCCACAUCUGCACAGCUGCUGAUGACCACCAAGCGCUGAUCUGGGACAUCCAGCAGAUGCCCCGUGCCAUUGAGGACCCCAUCCUGGCCUACACGGCUGAGGGAGAGAUAAAUAACGUGCAAUGGGCCUCCACGCAGCCUGACUGGAUCGCCAUCUGCUAUAACAACUGUCUGGAAAUCCUGCGCGUCUGAGUGGAGGCUGCAGUGCUGCAGGUGGAGCGAUGUUGGAGGUUUGAUGGCUGCAGCGUACAUGGGGCUAAUGUUUUGGGAAAAAGUGUUGACUAUGCGCGGUGUAGAGGUGUGGGUGGGUGAGUGCGUGACUGUUCAUUGGUAGUGUUUCUCGAGAUGGACAGAGGAGGGCUAUUCAUGGUGACGCAGCAAGGAGUUGAUCACACUUUGAAGGCAUUGAAUUUUGGUUAGUGGCAUUUUCUUCCGGCACGUUUUGGCAGUGGUUUAAUGGAUUGCAGUGACUAUCGCCGUGUGAAGUCUGGUCACAAUUGUGUGACAAUGCCCAAAGGUGUUUUCACCCAGACGUUCUUCAAAUUUCAGGAGCAUUUGAAUUGGUAAUGCCUUCUGGUCUAUGAAUUGUAUGGUUUAGAAGCUAUUGAUAUUUCAUUUAGGGAAAUGAUUUUCAAUUUUAAGAAAUGAGGAAAUCCAAAAGUUGAAAAAAGUAGCUAAUGGUGGCAGCCAAGUCUUUCUGGGUUCAUAUAAUUACGGCAUAUUUAAUAUAAAUAGCAUUUUAUCACCCUGUUUAUUUAAUUAUGUGGACUGUGUUUGACACCUUGACCCUGCAAAGUAUGAACUGCCACAUUCGGCUUAAUCUUAUUUUAAUUAUUAUUAAAUGCAAGUGUCAUUACUGUCAGAGGAACAAAGCCUUGUGUUUUUAAAAGUGCUAUGAGAUAAGCAUUUUUAUUAUUUCCAUUAUUUUGGUCUGGACAACUUGCAGCUCAUUUGCCGCAAUUUUUAUUUCAGCAUUUUCUUUACUUAAAUUGCUGUAAUUGUGAAAGUUUAUUAUCGUCAUGCUACACACUUGGUCGAAAUGAGUGCCACAUUGAUGAGCCGACCCAUUGUAAAUGUGGUGCUGAUGUGCAGUGUGGGUCACUUAAAUGGUGGCAGAUUUCUUGCAAAAAAGACAUUGCCAAUGCCUUCCUAUAAAUUCAUUUCAAAUCCUGUCUCCCUGGUAACAGUUCUCCUAAUGAGUCUUUCCCAUCUUGCUGAUGCAGUAAAACUGGAUAGUCAAUAAAUGAUCGGCUGUGGUGGCUUUACCUAUUGUAGAGUUGCAUUGCAGCUUUGUGAAAGUGUAGGUUGAAGUGUGUAUCAGAACUGUGCGGUUACAAUGAUGAAGGCUUUGCAUUCAGCACUGUCGUCUUUCGUGCUCUAGGUUUUAAAAAGAGAGUCGUCUUCAGUUGGUGGUGAUAGUUCCUUUGUUUCAGUUGCAAUCUUCUUGAGUUAUAAAAUAACACUGUUGUCUGUUAAAAUGUGUCCAACAGUGCAGGGAAGAGGUACAUUCAAACUGAUGUGCACAGUGGUUAAAUCUGUCUUGUGCAAGCUGGCCUUAUUCUUAGGGACCAUCCAGACGUACUCUGUGAACUGAUAGUACUUAGUAGUGUGUGAACACAUUCUUUUGUAUCUGGGAAGGUGGUGGGUGCUGUGUCAGCAUAGCUUGAACCAUUGCAUAUAUUGUCACCUCUCAAUUUAAACAAAUUAAGCCAAACUUUCUUUUGGUCAGAAAAAAUUAUGAAUUUAAAAACACAAUAAAAAUUAUUAAAGUUGUGUCUUGGUUAAACCUAAAAUGUAAAACCUGAAAACAUACUUGGGUAGUGGGCAGGAUGCAGUUCUCUUAAGUUUUUGUUGUGUAGUUUCUGUCAGUCACAUGAAAGAUCGCAUGUUCAGUGAGCAGCAUCUGCACUGAUUAAAAAAAAAUGAUAUUGCUUCGUACUAUACAUUAGAAAAUAACUGUUGUGUUUUGAAUACCACCAACAUAAUUUUCCAUGUUACAUUCACAAAUGUCAAUCAAUACACCUUUAUUGGUGUUCUUAGACUUUGCAAUCAGUCUUACUGAUUUUGAGUUGGAGUGCAUGCCAAAAUGAUAUUUUGCAUAAUUGUCUUUGUGCAUCGGUUAUGAACAUUCGUCCUCUAAGCUGAUAAUUUAGAACAACCUUUCCUCAACUACAGCCUUCAGGACCAGCUUUCAACUCUCGUUUAAUCUUAACCACUCGACACACUCGUGGUGCACGUGCAUGUGGAUUUAAAUUAAUUUGGAAAUCUGCGGCAAAGUGGAGCUUGAGAAUUUAUAUUUGACAACUUCUUUUUAGGGUGUGCAUGUAAAAUGGGCCAUCAACUCGAAAGUAGUUGAUUUCAAAAAAAUAAGCAAUGUCAAAUGUGUGUUGGUACAUCGGUGUGUCCGUUCCACCGCACACAUUAAUUCUGUGUGUUCGUGCAUCGUUCAUUGAGAAUGCUUCCAAAACAUUUAGGAGUCGCCAUUGUUCACGUCAGGUCAAAGUCGGCAGUGUCUUAUCUACAAUAUACUGUAGCUACUGGUAAUAUGUAUAUGGUUUGUUUUGUACUGUAAAUAGUAGUCCUGUAGUAAUAUUUUAAAUCUUGUAGGAUAUGCAUUGAGGUUUGAUAGUGUACCAGAGCUUUCAUGUAUUUCCAAAAAAAAACGUAAUCACUUUGUGCUGCAAUGCUGAUUGUGAGCUAUUUUUAAAUAGUUAGCAUAUUUAGAGGGUUUCAGUUUACGUUUUACAUUGAGUAUUUUACCGAGCUUCAUCGUAAUUUUUGUAAGCAAAACUUUGUUAUAUAGGAAUAAUUCCUGAAGUGAUUAAUAUUUUGUUAUUGGGCUUCCUCAAGCAUUGGGAAUGCAGUUUUGUUUUUGCAGAAUAACAACAAGGAAACUGGUUUAGCACGGAAAUUAUAUAAAGCUUGUAAUGUAUGCAUGACAUUUGUACGGUGCAUUACAACAAAGAAGCUUGUUUUUCACUCCGAUUUUCCUAAAUAUUAUUAGUUGUGAAGGUUUAAUUGUAUUGUAGCUUGACUUGAGGCAUUCACAAGUUCUUCAUUUGGUGAGGCCAUCUAAUCAAAAUCCGUGAUUUCUAUCAAGCAGGAAGUUGUUUCAAAGGCCUGGGAUUAUAUAUCUGUUUUGAAAUCUAAAAUGAAAGUACAAACAAAAGUUUGAUGGCAACUUUUGUCCUAAAAAUAAAAUAAUCGUUUGUGUUGAUGCUGUUUUGUACAAUGCAUGAAGACACCAAGUUAAGGCAGCAGUUUACUAAACUUAAACAUGACAUGUUCAAUAUUAUUUAAUCAUAAGCUUUAACAUGACAUUUUAAUUAAUUGGAUGACCCUAAACUUUAACAUGAGAUGCUCGGUGUUGUUUCACCCUAAACUUGAACAUGGCAUAUUCAUAUUCAUUUGACCUGAAGCUUGAACAUGGUAUUUUCUUUGCCAUGGAACCCUAAACUUGAACAUGACAUUGCCAUUGUAAUUUGACCCUAAACUUGAACACAACAUGUUGUCAUUUGAUCUUUGAAUGUGGUUUGGUGGCCAUGCAGGAUGCGACACUGCUUGCAUCUACAACUUUUUAUUACAACCUGCGGUAGAAUAAAAUAAAAGUUUUACGCAAUCUUCGCAUAACCAGCCUUAUACGCCUUUGUUCCAAAUCUAUGCUCAAGUUUGUAGUAUGUUACACACUCAUCAUUUAUCAAGUCAGUAUAGCAUUGUAGAGUAAUUUUUUAUGCUUUUUGAAUUGUACACUUGUAAGUUUUCAGUAGUUCCUAUCGUGAAAACAUGGACAUUUUAAUGAAAUUAUUUUUUGGGAAAUGAUUUUGUCUUGUUAAAAUAUUUACAUUGUUUUUGUGUAGCAAACAUCCUUGUGUGGUGUUACACUUAUAUGGAUUUGUCAGACUUGUUAUUUGUUUAAUGUAUGACGGUUUUGUUGUAAAAUAAAAGAAGUACUCAUCAA